AUCCGCGACUGGAACAGACAAUACCGACGACCCAAGCCAUCCAGCGCUUCGCAAACUUCUUCUAUAUACAAAAAGAAACAAGGAGAUCGAGUCCUUUCGACGCGCGCGGGCGCUACAUCCCCCGCCCACAAUGCCUUCCACCGACAAUCCCCCAGAGACCAUCGAUGCUGCGAACAAAAACCCGUGGACCGAAGAGACGAAGGCCAAGUUUGAAACCAAGAGCAAGAGCAAAUAUAUGGACCCGUGUCAGGACGCCGCCAAGCGCAGCAUUAAGUGCUUGAAUCGCAACAACGGCGACAGGGAGAUGUGUGGUGAAUACUUCCAAGCAUGGCGAGACUGUCGACAGGCAUGGAUGGACCAGCGCAAGGAGGAGAGACGAAAGGCGGGCAGUUUUUUCUGAAUGACCGACCGCGCCGGAAGACGUGUACAAAUGGAAUGGCAAUGCGGCUUGGCAGCGUCGGAGUGGUGCCGCCGGGAUCGAGCGUGGUGUAACAACAGGUGUAAACUACCGUGACCGUGUAUUGGGCCUAGCUACGGGAGAGGCAUUGCAUGGGAAAUGAUGAUCAUGAAGAGGGACAGGGCAGGGGAAGAGUUUACAACAAUUUCAUCAGCCAAAUGCUCGAAACCUUAGACUUCGUCGGCGACUACCUAAGGUAAGUACAUGUAGUAAUCCUCAGUUAUGGUGGGACCCGCUUUUCUAGCUGCCAUUUCGAUGCGCAACCAAUCACAG
Verticillium dahliae VdLs.17 is the source of this 730-nucleotide messenger RNA. RefSeq lists its product as uncharacterized. The coding region runs from base 131 to 400 and encodes 89 amino acids. The transcript has 4 exons. Lineage: Eukaryota; Fungi; Ascomycota; Sordariomycetes; Glomerellales; Plectosphaerellaceae. The record is from RefSeq and is a predicted model, not a curated record.